This is a messenger RNA of Morone saxatilis (striped sea-bass), 2060 nucleotides long. It is a transcript of the gene gfi1aa, whose product is annotated as growth factor independent 1A transcription repressor a. The record is from RefSeq and is a predicted model, not a curated record. Lineage: Eukaryota; Metazoa; Chordata; Actinopteri; Moronidae. The coding region runs from base 629 to 1831 and encodes 400 amino acids. The transcript is spliced from 6 exons. Gene Ontology annotation, cellular component: nucleus.
AAUACAAAUCUCAACCAUUGUUACAGACUGGUAAGCGCACGAAUCCAAUCUCGGUAGUAAUUUCAUUUCCUGCGAUGUUUAAACGACCUUUAAGGACUAUUUAUAAAUUAAAAUAAAGUAGAAAAUACUCUUUAUCUGAAUAGAAACAUAUGAUUUAAGAAAUAAUCUUAGUUUCCUUGGUUUCAUCAUAGUCUACAUUGUGAUCAUUAAUUAUCAGUGAAUUACUAUCCCACUAAUCAAUGUAGAUAAUAAAUAUUUAAGCCAACAUAAGCCUUUUAGUAAACUCUAUAGGUUGUAAAACAUCUCGCUAAACUUCCUCUUAUGUGAUUCAGCCUCCGUCACAUCUACAGCUAUAACUAUACCAUUAAGGACACACAAUAUGUCCUCUCCAAUCCCAAUCCAAUCUUCGGGGGGGACGGUGGUCUGGCUUUUGGCCACCUUCCCCACGACACCUGGUAAACGAUACAGCUUCUCUGCAAGUCUCUGCGCAUGCGUAAUAGCCUGCCAAAAUCCCAACGCCGUCUCGCCUGUCAACCAAUAGUGUUCCAAUCUGUCCAGAGAUAAAGACGGAGCAGCGUGGAGAGGAGUGAAGUGAAGUGGAGGAUUUCAGACCUGAAAGAAGGAAAACAUGCCGAGGUCUUUCCUGGUGAAGAGUAAAAGGGCCCACAGCUACCACCAGCCCCGCUACCUGGACGAUGACUACAGUAGACUGGACACUAUACUAGCUCACGUGGGCGCAGAGAGCAAAUCUCAGGCGGAGUUUGAGUCCAACUUGGAGCCGCAGGAGGAUGUGAGCGCCGGCGCUGACAGGCUGUCCCCCGGGUCCAGGCUGCUGUCCCCGGGGUCGCUGUCCUCCAGCUCCCCGCUGAGCUGCGGAGGCAGUGUGUGCGACCGAUCCUCCGACUGUGAUUUCUGGCGUCCCCCGUCUCCCUCCUCCUCACCAGAUUCAGAGAAAUGCUCCACUCCGGCAGCGGAGGACGGUCACCACUUCAACAUCCCGCUCUUUCCUUACUCCUGGACGGCGUACUCCGGCUCUGAGCUGAGGCAUCUGGUUCAGGGACCGUACCAUCACCGCCUCCAGGGCCACAGGGAGCCUCACUCACCCGGUAGCAUCUACGGCGCGGAGGACAGCGGCACCGAGCCGCUUUACGCACAGCGGGGCCCGGUGGCCGGAUGCUACCAGGACUAUUCUUCAACGGGACACCAAACCUGCAGGAUGCGGGACGGAGACGAGCUGUAUCGGGAUGUAAAGCAGAAAGCCCGCGGCGCGGAAAUCAAGACUGAAAGUGACUUUAUUUGUUCUAACGUCGAGUCAAGUGGAUCAUAUAAGUGCAUUAAAUGUUGCAAGGUGUUCUCCACGCCCCACGGGUUGGAGGUCCACGUGCGGCGGUCGCACAGCGGGACACGCCCGUUUGAGUGCGGGAUCUGCGGGAAAACCUUCGGACACGCAGUGAGCCUGGACCAGCACAGAGCGGUUCACUCGCAGGAGCGAAGCUUCAGCUGUAAAAUCUGCGGUAAAAGCUUCAAGCGCUCCUCCACGCUGUCCACGCACCUGCUCAUCCACUCGGACACGCGGCCUUAUCCGUGCCAGUACUGCGGGAAGAGGUUCCACCAAAAGUCGGACAUGAAGAAACACACCUUCAUCCACACAGGUGAGAAGCCGCACAAGUGCCAGGUGUGCGGAAAGGCGUUCAGUCAGAGCUCCAACCUCAUCACGCACAGCAGGAAACACACAGGCUUCAAACCUUUCGGCUGUGACCUCUGCGGGAAAGGUUUCCAGAGGAAAGUGGACCUGAGGAGGCACAAGGAGACGCAGCACGGACUCAAAUGAGCAGACUCGGAUGCUGGAAUCCUGCACUUUUAAUGUACUCCGACUGUACAUGUGGACGCUCCUGUUUUAUUUUAUUCUAUGGUUUGAUGCGUUGACCUUCUUUUUCCUAUUGUUGAAUGUAGUUAAAUACUUAGCCUGAGAUAUUUUGGUUGAUUUUAUGGAAAUAAACAUUUAUUUAUCGAGUUUGUUUUUACAUUUAUUAUAUUAAUAAUAAUAAUAAAAAACCUAU